Prunus armeniaca (apricot) is the source of this 252-nucleotide messenger RNA. The record is from the annotation of a GenBank genome assembly. Lineage: Eukaryota; Viridiplantae; Streptophyta; Magnoliopsida; Rosales; Rosaceae.
AUGCCUCAUAAUUAUAAUCAGAUGCCGCCGCCACCACCUAACUACAAUCAGAUGCCCCCCAACAACAUGGGAGGUGUGCCACCAAACAACAUGAGAGGGAUGCCACCAAACAACAUGGGAGGAGUGCCCCCACCACCAAAUAACAUGGGAGGUCCACCGCCUAAUGCAGGAUGGGGGAGUCCUGGGCAAUACCAAGGUAACUACACACCAGGCAGGGACGAUGGAGGCAUCCCCGGUACAAACCGUUACUGA